UUCAGGGUCAGCCUGGGCUACAUGAAACCGUCUCAAAAAGAAUGUGUUUUAAUGUGUGGGGUAACAUCUCAAGGUCUUUAAGAGGAGGUUCUCAGAUGAGUAGAGGCUUGCGAUCCCUGGGUAUUGUGCAUGGUUUGUAGGGAUUAUCAUCUUGUUUGCUUUGACUCACCGCUGGGGAAGAGAGCUGACGCUCACCCAUUUUGUGUUACAGUUGGCAGAUGCGCUACCUGAACAGUCCUCUGCCAAAACGCCUGCUGUGACCAACACAAAAGCCGGCCAUUCUCCUCAGGGCUGGCCAGGCUCCAGCCCUUGGAGUAAUCCAAGCGCCCCCCCUGCAAUGCCGUCUGGACUCCCACCGAGUAGUGCAGCACCCUCUACUGUGCCUUUUGGACCAGUACCAACAGGAAUGUAUCCCUCCAUGCCUCCAGCCGGACCACCCCCAGGACCCCCAGGACCCUUUCCUCCUUCUGGACCAUCAUGUCCCCCACCUGGUGUUCCUUAUCCAGCCCCUGCUGUGCCAGGCCCUGGCCCCACAGGGCCAUAUGCUACACCAAAUAUGCCCCUUCCAGAGCUACCUAGGCCAUACGGUGCGCCCACAGAUCCAGCUGCAGCUGGUACUUUAGGUCCAUGGGGAUCCAUCUCUUCUGGACCUUGGGCACCAGGAAUUGCGGGGCAGCAUCCUAAUAUGCCGUAUCGAUCUCCAGGGCCAUACCCCACUGUUCCUCCUCCAGUGUCGGGAGCACCGCCUGUUCCGUGGGGCACUGUGCCACCGGGAGCCUGGGGACCACCGGCACCAUAUCCUGGCCCUGCAGGAUCAUACCCCACGCCAGGACCCCACCCUACUCUGAAUAAUCCUUACCAAGUGCCUUCAGGACCUGCUGGUGCUCCACCAAUGCCUGGUGGCCCCCACAAAGUGAAUGAAGUCCCAGGUGGCUCCCUUUCUGAUGAUUCUGACCAGAAGAGCUCCCCAGAGUCCACUGGACAGGUGAAGAGCUCCCCAGAGUCCACGGGACAGGUGAAGCUUCUGAAGGCAGAUGACAAACCCGUCAGGAAAAGACACCCCAAGAGGAAGAGGAAGCCAGUAACUUGGGGAGACAUCAAGAAUUUGACUUAUCAAGCCGAGACCUUGGGGAAACAACAAGGAUACAAUACUAAUGACCCAAAAAUGAUGCUGUUGUGUUUGAUAACUAUAUUACAUGUUAAUUCUCAGCAUGACCGUUCAGAUCCCAAUUGACUGCUUGGAGGAUAGUGCAAUGUUGGUCUGCCAUGCUAGGGUUGUUUUUUUUCAAUCCUUUGGGACCACUUGUCUGGACAAAAGAUGGCAUGCAAAUAUUUAAUUGCACAUUUUGGUGGGACUAAUCUAAUUGAUCAGCCCAUUCACAAUAAUAACAGGUUUGAGCAUAACUAAGUACUUUUUUAAAGGCUCUGAUAAUGGGAAUUAGAGUUACGUGAAGAUUAAAACAGGAAUUACUGAUGUUGAUAUCGCUUACUCAAGUUGAUACUGUUGUACCUAAGUGACACCGCCUGUUACCAGAGGUUUAGAAAAUAACCUCUGGCUUCCUGUGCCACAUGGCAGUCACCAAGAACAGUCGUCUAUCAGAAGAGACACCAGUGGUCUAUUCCUAAAUGCUUUGUUUUUCUUAAGACUUAACUUAUUAUGUAUACAGUGUUUUGCCUGCAUGUAUGCCUAAAGGCCAGAAAAGAGCGCCAGAUGGUCGGGAGCCACCAUGUGGGUGCUGGGAAUUGGACUCAGGACCUCUGGAAGAGCAGACACUGCCCUUAACCACUGAGCCAUCUCUCCAGCUCCUAUUCCUGGACUCUUAAAAGGAAAUUUAUAUGGCACAGGAGUUACUCAAACGAAUUAUUUACAAAUGACAAGACAGAGUGCCCAUAUUGGAAGGGAUUCCCCUGAUAGUCCAGUCAGUGGUGUUUUGUUUCCUUUUUUGGUUUGGUUUUUCACAUUGUUUAUGCUUUAAAUGUACUUUAUCCCUCCUUGUUGCAAUUUCACCCCAAUCACACUCUUACCUCUGGUAAACAACCGCCUUUGGGGUGGACUUUUCUCCCCUCACUUAAGAAAGUGCUGCUUGUACUUCCCUUCCUUCAGGUUGUAACGGUUUGUGUGGGUUUGUGUGGGUUGGGCCACGUCGCAUCCACUUUGCAGUCGAGAGCAGAGCCCUCCCUGAGAAGUGUGAUGCUUGAUUGCGGGCUGCAGUGCGAGCGGCCACUGUGGCUUUUUUAUUGCCAGUUCCAGAAAUGGUUACUGUAAUACAAAGACAUUUCAAAGAUGGCCUGUAUGAUUAGUAAAACUGCUAAUAUACAACAAACAUAUUAGCAGAAAUCCGCCAAUACAGGGGAAUUGAGAACCACAGUUUACAAAAUUGAGCUGCUGUAGAUUAUCUGUUGCUCAGACUUAAUCUUAGCUGUCAGCAGUGUUCUGGUCUGUGGUACUUUAAUGUGUCAGGCUUUUCUCAUACAGUCGGUUGUCAGUGCUUUGCAUAAAGAGAAAAUCUUGCAGGUACCUUUGAGUGGCCGUCAGUCAUAGUUCAGAUGGCUCUCCUCUUACUUUGAUCCUCUGUAAGCUGUCCUUACAAUCUGUUAUGCUUGCCUGUAUUAGACUAGCUGUGCGGACGGUCAGAGCUUUUGACCUCUGCCACAAUUUUCUCCUUAAAAAAAUAAAAAGGCGGGUAGCUGUGGCAGCGCCAGGGGAACCAGGAAUGUUAAACACACAGGGUUGUCUCCUCUAAGGAGGAGAUGUAUAACCUGUUUCCUCCCAGAAGACUGGGAGUAGAUGUGGUUAAUAACUGGUGACCUUUGUGCUGUCUGUGUGGCCAAGACCACACUGAGCCCUGCCCAGACACUUAUAGUAAACUUGUGAAUCUAUAGAAUGCAUCUUUAUGGAAAAUGUCAUGUGUUUUUACAGUGUUAUGUAGUCCUGUCUUAAGUGCCAUUGUGCACAUGGACUGAGUUAUUGCCAGGGAAUUUUUCACCAAGUUGUGCUGUGCUUAGAUUUGCCCAAACUACUUAGGGUGGGGCUCUGCAGCCAGCUACUGCGUUGUGUUGAACGAGCUGCCUUGCCUCCUGCACAUCGCCACUUGUCACCUCUGCCUGGGGCAAGCAAGCCAUGUGUGCUGGAUGAGCCACUCACAGAAAAAUCCAUGUUUUCUAUAG
Messenger RNA from Rattus rattus (black rat), 3168 nucleotides. RefSeq names its product mitogen-activated protein kinase 1 interacting protein 1 like (gene Mapk1ip1l). Bases 338 to 1234 code for a protein of 298 amino acids. The record is from RefSeq and is a predicted model, not a curated record. NCBI's taxonomy places the organism in Eukaryota, Metazoa, Chordata, Mammalia, Rodentia, Muridae. The transcript has 2 exons.